Messenger RNA from Astyanax mexicanus (Mexican tetra), 1470 nucleotides. RefSeq names its product centromere protein L (gene cenpl). The coding region runs from base 41 to 1135 and encodes 364 amino acids. The transcript is spliced from 5 exons. The record is from RefSeq and is a predicted model, not a curated record. NCBI's taxonomy places the organism in Eukaryota, Metazoa, Chordata, Actinopteri, Characiformes, Acestrorhamphidae.
GUGCUCUGCGCGUGAUUGGUCAGUUCUGAGAGCGCAGUGCAUGAUGGGAGGGCGGGCAGUUGGAAUGCGCGGCUCGGAGAUGGAGGGACGGAGCAGUGCGGUGAACACUCCGGUGCGCCGGCCUGUAACCAGGAGGAGUAAGAGUUAUGGGAGAAGCUGUGUUGAACCUCCGUCUUUAUUCUGGCAAACCCCCGGCCACCUCACCACACUGGGCCACAGGAUCCCCACCAGCAGAAGAGCUGCUAAAUCCCAUAAUAUUACAGAGAAGGUGGAUCCGGAGCAGGUCGCUCUGCUGCUGGACGGCGAGUGGAAGCUCUCGUACGUUACGCCUCUGUUCCUCUUCAGACACACUCAGCUCAAACUCUACUCCAAACGCCUCGCCGCCUUCAUCAUCGCCGAGAAGCAGCAGGGCGUGGCCGUGGAGGUGGGGCUGGAGGCGGGGUUCAGGGUCUCGUUCUCCGCUGUUCUGGGGAUGGCAGAAACCGAGGAGGACGCCGAGACCGUUUUCAUCCAGAUCUUCUCCAGGCCGGUGUUUGGGGCGGACGGCUCUAAGCCGGUGUGGCAGGGCUGGUUGACCUGUGUGAACGGCGACCCGGAGUACCUGCGCUCCCUCCCGCCGGACUUCACCAGCCUGCCGCUGUUCUGCAGCCGCGGCGCCGAGAGCCUCAGUGCUCUGGUGAAGUCCUGGUUCCAGCGGACGUUCGACUGCAGCUUCGGCGCGCUGGGUCUGAGCUCCUCCACGCUGCACUGGCUGGCGGCUCUGUGGACCGGCUGCCACCCCGCCGCCGGGAUCCGGUACCUGAAGCUGGGCUGGACCAUGCCCACGCAGCCGCCGCUGGACAUCGAGUACUCGGUGGACCCGCAGGACGCCUGGGAGCUGUGGAACAGCGUCCACAAAGAGGACGGAGCGGACGAGCGGAUCAGCGUCGACGAGGUGCAGAGCUUCAUAAACGGGCUGGAGACGCAUUUCUUCAGACACUUUAAAAUCUACCUCUCCUCUGGAACCCUCACCAAGGUCUCCACCGCCCUCGGCUCCGCCCACCACCACGGAAAAAUCAAGAUGAGCAGCAGUGAUUAUAUCUCCACCGUUCUGACGCUGCUGACCGAGUGCGCUCUGCUGAAAACUCCCGUUUAACUUCUCUCAUUCUCACUUUCACUCUUUUUAUUUUGUAACUUUUGUAUUAUAUUAUUUUUAUUGUUCUCUAAUAAAUUAAUCACAUUCAUCAAUCAUAAGUAACUUCAGACGGUUUUAAAAGUGUUUUAGCUCUACAGUCCUCAGUCCUGAAUGUACAGUAUGUAAAUGAUGCGUGUAAAUUUUUUUAUUGUACUAUUUUAUUGUUUUUCCCUUUUUAUCACAUCUGCUUUUUGAUUUGUACAUUUCUGUGAUGAACUCAUUCAUUUCAUAGUGUGUAAAUAUUAUGGGGUGGAUAGUUCAGAAAAAUAAAGGCUUUAAUUCAUUCUUUUAAUUUA